UUCCCGAUCGGUUCCCUCUCCUCCGCAGAGCCUCGAAGAAAUCGUCGAAGGCGCCGCUGCCCGCCGCUCCUUCCUCGCUGCUGGACUCCGAGGAGGAGGAGGAGUCCAAGCCCAUGAGCUACGACGAGAAGCGCCAGCUGAGCCUGGACAUCAACAAGCUGCCCGGGGAGAAGCUGGGCCGGGUCGUGCACAUCAUCCAGUCCCGCGAGCCCUCGCUGCGCGACUCCAACCCCGAGGAGAUCGAGAUCGACUUCGAGACGCUCAAGGCCAGCACGCUCAGGGAGCUCGAGAGAUACGUGCUGUCGUGUCUGAGGAAGAAACCGCGCAAGCCCUACAGCGAAAGUGAGUGAACGCAGGGGUGGAGUUGGGGGUUUGGGGAUGUCGGGCUCGGAGCUGGAGCGCUCCGUGCUGUCGUGUCUGAGGAAGAAACCGCGCAAGCCCUACA
Pyrgilauda ruficollis (rufous-necked snowfinch) is the source of this 445-nucleotide messenger RNA. RefSeq names its product bromodomain-containing protein 2-like. The record is from RefSeq and is a predicted model, not a curated record. The transcript has a single exon. The coding region runs from base 114 to 350 and encodes 78 amino acids. Gene Ontology annotation, biological process: chromatin remodeling; regulation of DNA-templated transcription. Lineage: Eukaryota; Metazoa; Chordata; Aves; Passeriformes; Passeridae. Gene Ontology annotation, cellular component: nucleus; chromatin.